Caenorhabditis auriculariae is the source of this 744-nucleotide messenger RNA. The record is from the annotation of a GenBank genome assembly. NCBI's taxonomy places the organism in Eukaryota, Metazoa, Nematoda, Chromadorea, Rhabditida, Rhabditidae.
AUGCCAAAAACAGCAUCGGCCGACGGGAACAGGCCAUGGGUUCUUGUGGCCAUCUUCGGCGCGUUUCUCACCGUUCUCUUCGGCAUCUAUUUGAAUUUCCCGGAGAUGUCCGACGAAGACAAGCUGUACAUGAAGUAUCCGAGAAGUCUGGACGAUGCCAAGAACCUCGGCCGCGUGCUCUCCAAGUACAAGGAAGACAACGUUGCCGUGGUGCUCAUCGGGGUGAUCGUCGUCUACAUCACGCUCCAGUCCUUCGCCAUUCCCGGCUCGAUUUUCUUGACGAUCCUCUCGGGAUACCUGUUCCCGUUCCCCAUCGCGAUUCUGCUGGUGUGCUCCUGCUCCGCCUUCGGAGCCGUCGUCUGCUACAUGCUGUCUCAUCUCUUCGGACGCUCCAUCGUGAUGCGCCGCUUCCCGGAAAGAGUCGCCAAAUGGCAGGAGGACGUCUCGAAACACCGUGACGACUUCCUCAACUACAUGAUCUUCCUCCGGGUCACGCCGAUCGUCCCGAAUUGGCUCAUCAACAUCGCCAGCCCGGUUCUCGACGUCCCUCUGUCUCCCUUCUUCUGGGGCACUUUCCUCGGCGUCGCUCCUCCGAGCUUCCUCUACAUCCAAGCCGGCUCCACCUUGGAGCAGAUGACCCAUACGAACGUCGCUUGGAGCUGGAACUCGAUACUUUUGAUCUCAUUCUUUGCCGUUUUAUCGCUUGUUCCUAUUUAUUACAAGAAAAAGUUCAAAACUGAGUAA